AUGGUUUCUCAUAACUCCAACAAUCAUGACACUUUGGAUGGCUACUCUGAUCUCAACAAUGAUUCCAAUGAGAUCCCUGUGAAUAACACGCUGGCAACAAUCCAUUUGAUUCGCACCAUUAUACAAUUAUCAACAAAGAAGAUUAAAACAGAGUGCAAGAAUAUAGUGAAAAGGUUAAGCUAUAAAUAUAAGAUUGAUAUCUCAAAGAUUCAUAAUACUUUUUUUAACGGUAGAAGCUAUAUCAAUGAGCUUAGAAACGAAAUUUUCAACACAUUAACUCAAGUCAAUAUUACACAAGAUCUAACAACAUUCAAACCAAAUUACAAAAAAAUCAUCAUUCCAGCGCAACAACUAAUCACAAGUCUGAUAUUCAAUCCUGCUCCUUCAGAACACUCUGAAUCUUUGGAAAAAUGGCUAAUAAUUAUCAACGAUCUCGAUACAUUAGAAUUAGGUCAUAUCAUCACUUGCACUAGCGACUAUAAACUAAAAACAACUACAGAAUUACCAAUUGAUACCGUGAUACCUGAAAAGAUCGUUAUCAACUUAAUUGCCAAAUUUGUUUGUGAAAUUGACCAAUAUCUAAGAUUUUUAUUUUAUGAUGAGUUUAAUUGGAAAGUCUUUAGACCACGUCAUGUGGAAACAUUUGAAUUGAACGUUUUAACACCAUACAUGGAUAAUUUACACGAUUUAUUUUUAGCUAUCCAAUCUAUUGCAAUAACUAAAGAUGAUAAGCUAGUUAAUCUUGAGUUGAUGAAAAUUUUACAAGUAGUUGAGAAUGAGAAAUCAAAUGAAGAAGAUCGUGCCAAAUUUGAGCUGAAAGAUGACAAUCAAAAAAUGGCCUUCUUGCAACAAAAGCUUGCCUAUAAAUUUGAACAUUUAAGAAUGGACACAACUUCAGAGGAUGAAAUUGCCAACUCUUAUUUCAAUCUUAUUAACUAUUCUUUUGUUGAAGAAGCCUUGAGUAUUACAGUUCUUGAUGAUAAAUCAAGAAUAAAAGUUAAUGAACUUCUUCAUUUAUCAUUAACUCCAUUACCAUCAAAUCCCAAAAAAGGAAAUAUUCGUUUUGAUAUGGGGAAUUUUGGUGAAUUAUUUUAUAAGUUGGAAUUACCUAAAGGAUCAGGUGAAAUUGUUGAAAAUGAAGCAUAUAGAAACAAAUUACAACACAGGAAGCAAUUUGCUGAACAACUGAAAUCUCAAUUUUCUCCAUCUUCGUCAUCAACUUCACGAUAUUAUGACACUUAUAAAUCAAAACCAGAUACUGUUGAGUUAUCACCGGAACAUAUCUAUCAAAAUUAUUUGAAUGGGCUACAACUUGGUUUUAAUUCAUCAUAUUGUUCAUUUUGUGAAUUAAUUCAUCUUCCAAAUCAACAUUUUUAUGAUACAACAUUUGGUAGAAAAGUGGAAAGAAUAAAUUCUAAAUAUUAUAAUCAUGGAAUUGCAUUAAGUUCAAUUUAUUCACAUCCAACUUCAAAAUGGUCCCAACUAGUUUCAAAAUAUGGACAAAAGAGAAACUUUAAAGUCACUGUACCCUUGUUCGAAGAGAGUAGACAGUUUUUCACUAAAACUUAA
Hansenula ciferrii is the source of this 1569-nucleotide messenger RNA. RefSeq lists its product as uncharacterized. Lineage: Eukaryota; Fungi; Ascomycota; Saccharomycetes; Phaffomycetales; Wickerhamomycetaceae. The record is from RefSeq and is a predicted model, not a curated record. Bases 1 to 1569 code for a protein of 522 amino acids. The transcript has a single exon.